Molecule: messenger RNA, 552 nt
Organism: Apodemus sylvaticus (European woodmouse)
Lineage: Eukaryota; Metazoa; Chordata; Mammalia; Rodentia; Muridae
Gene: Hsbp1
Product: heat shock factor binding protein 1
Exons: 4
Coding region: 94-324 (76 amino acids)
Biological process (GO): cellular heat acclimation
Cellular component (GO): cytosol; nucleus
Molecular function (GO): transcription corepressor activity
Source: RefSeq, a predicted model, not a curated record
CGCGAGAACUGUCCGCUUGUGGGCGUCUGCGCCGAAAAACCGAAGUGUAAGUGACGGUUCGGAGAUAUCGCCGCCAAGCUGGGCACCGGGGAGAUGGCCGAGACGGACCCCAAGACUAUGCAGGACAUCACCUUGGUGGUGGAGACGCUCUUGCAGCAGAUGCAAGACAAGUUUCAGAUCAUGUCAGACCAGAUCAUCGGAAGGAUAGACGACAUGAGCAGCCGGAUUGAUGAUCUGGAGAAGAAUAUCGCUGACCUCAUGACCCAGGCUGGAGUAGAAGAGCUGGACGCGGAGAACAAGAUUCCUACUGCCCAGAAGAGUUGAAGGCUGCUGGUACUUGACACUGAAUCCAGAAUCUCGUUUUCCCGAGCCAAGACAAAACCAAGUGGCUUUCUGCAGCUAACUCCUAUGUGUGGACAGGUUUAUAAACGUGCAUUCUUAUCACAGCCUGCGUAGCCUAGAGUACCCCUACCCCAUCCCUCAAACUUGGUAUCUUUAUAUCUUGGUCAGUUCUAUUAAUUAUUAAACACUAAAAUUUUGGCGGUUUCUGGA